UUCGCUUCUUUGCGUCGCUCUCGCCAUUCCAAGUAUUAUCGAAUAUAGCACAUCCGCGCCUGCCUCCUCGCUUCCAUCGACGACGACGACAACGAUACCGCAUGCAACGACGGUCACGGACUCUGCCCACGACACCCUGCCCCGCGAUCUUCAACACGUUCGACACUCGACACUCGAUCCACAUAUCUACAGAAGCGCCCCCAUUUCCCGUCUCCGUCUUCCGUCUUCUUCUGUUGCCCUGAAACAUAUAUAACCGCAUUCAACCAUAGGCGCUCGUGAGAGCAAAUAGUACAUAUAGGAUCCACGGUCGCAAGUUGAACGUUCGACUUUCGCAUCCUCCCCAUCUCAUCUCAUCUCAUCGCGGGCAAACGGCGAGAAAUGAGCAUAAUCUACAGCACGCCCCUUCCCUCCACCUCCACCCCCACCUCUCCCUCUCAAGCCCCUCCCUCUCCUUCCCAACCCUCACAACCGACCCAUCCACACCAUGCACGCGCCUACGUCCCUCCAUUAGGUCUCAACACGCUUGGAUCACCACCAUCACUACCACUAGCAGGGCAACAACAGCUCCUUUCGCCCUCGUCGCCUUCGCAUCUGACGAUCUACCCGCCUUCGCCGUCGAGACUGGUACCAGGGCCGGUUGAGGGUGGAGAGUCGAGUCCGAGUUAUACGAAUCAUGAUCACAACGAGAACGCGGAUGGUGAUGCAGGGGAGGGCGGAGACAAGGGAGAGGGCGGUGAAAAGGGAAAGGGAGUAGUGAAGGAGGAGAAAGAGAAACCGGCGGAUUACGUUUAUUUCCAGAGGAGGCCGGACGAGUUGAGCGAUGAGGCGCGGACGAGGGCGGCGGGGGCGAAGGUGAAGAUGGAGAGCUAUUAUAAGCUUGCGUUGGAUACUGCGAUUGAUCUCAACGUUCGCGGCCUCGAACUCGAACGCAAAGUCGCCUCCUCCACCUCCGAAUCCGAGCGCGCCGCCUUCACGCGCGAAGAACGCCGCCAAGUGAAGAUCCAGUCUCAAUUCUUACGGCUGCGUCGAACGAAGAUCGGCCUCGCGGAUUUCAAGACGGUGAAGGUGAUUGGCAAGGGCGCGUUUGGCGAGGUAAGGCUGGUGCAGAAGAUGGAUACGGGGAGGGUGUAUGCGAUGAAGACGUUGAGGAAGGAGGAGAUGUUGAGGAGGGAUCAGCUCGCGCACGUCCUCUCCGAACGCGAUCUCCUCGCCUCUUCGACUUCGCCCUGGGUGACGCAGUUGUACUACUCCUUCCAGGAUCCGCACUCGCUCUACCUCAUCAUGGAGUUUCUUCCUGGUGGCGACCUAAUGACGAUGCUGAUGAAGUACGACGUCUUCAGCGAGAACGUGACGAAGUUUUAUAUGGCGGAAUGUGUGCUUGCGAUCGAGGCGGUGCAUGAGUUGGGGUUCGUUCAUCGAGACAUCAAACCGGACAACAUCCUCAUCGACAAAACCGGCCACCUAAAACUCUCCGAUUUCGGCCUCUCGACGGGCUUACAUAGGACGGCGGGCGCGGCGGACGCGUCGCAUUAUAGGAGGUUGUUGGAUAUUGAGCAGAGGCAAACAUCGUCGGUCGGACACGUACCAAGGAACAGCGUGGAGGUGAACCCUAUACAGCUCACGAUGACGCGCGCGGAGCAGAUCGCGACGUGGAAGAAGAAUCGGCGGAAAUUGGCCUACUCCACCGUCGGAACACCUGACUACAUCGCUCCGGAAGUCUUCAUGCAGCGUGGAUACGGCCAGGAAUGCGAUUGGUGGAGUCUGGGCGCGAUCAUGUUUGAGUGCUUGGUUGGAUACCCGCCGUUUUGCUCGGAGACGCCGGCGGAGACGUAUCGGAAAAUCGUCGGAUGGGAGAAAUGGUUGCGGUUCCCGGAGGGUGUGCAUCUUAGUCGGGAGAGCGAAGAUCUGAUGAGACGCCUCCUAACCUGGUCCUCCACCCGCCUCUCGCCCCCACAAAUCCGCACGCAUCCCUUCUUCGCCGACGUCGACUUCGCGACCCUCCGGCAACUGCCCGCGCCCCGCCCGCCCGUGCUCAGCUCCAGCACCGACACGAGCUAUUUCCCGACGGAGGAGCUGAAGGAUGUCGGGUUGGAUAGGGUGGAGCCGCCUGCUGUUGGAGAAGGGGGAGGAGGGGGGGAGGCGGAGAGGGAUUUGGCGUUUUUGGGGUUCACUUUCAAGCGGUUUACGGGCGUACAGGCGGUUCUAUAGGAUCUGGCCUCCCUAGGCCUCGGAUCCCCUGGACGCGGUAUGGUAUGGGACACUCACUCCGUCUGGUCGUUCGGGGUGUCCCCACGUCUCUCUUUCUGUGCUCUCAUCGUUCCUCCUCUUUUGCUCAUCUCGUCUCGUCUCGUUUCGUCUGUCCACCUCAACCCCUUCCCGUCUCAAUCAUAUUCAUCUUCACUCGUCGUCUUUUCUCAACGCAUGCAUCGUUCGCUUUCCUGUCUCAUACGUUAACUCUGACUUUGGAUCUCUUUGAUGCACGCUACGAUGUUCCUCGAUGCUCAUUCAUGACACGCGAUACGUUGGCUUCCCAUCCCAUCUCUUGACUUUUGAUUUUGGAACUGCACGGAUUUUUUGGGUAUAUAGUUUCGGCAUGUUUUCGAUCUUCUUUUUCUGUUUGCUUGUUUGCUUCGACCUUUCUUUCACUUCUUGACACCCGUCAAUCUGGAGUGCACGCGUUUGGUUUCCUGUCCACUUAGUCGGCUACGGAGGCGGUGGUCGUCAACGGGCGGGCAGGGCGGAUGGUCACAGAAGCUGGAUCAUAGAGGGGUGGAUGGACGUCGCAUGGGAUAAUUCGACUGAUUAAUCGGAAUUUCGGAAUAACAACAACACGGCACGGCACGGCACGAAACGCAACGAUAUCCAUGGAUAGUUUUCUGGUCUUGGUUGAAGCUUGGAUAUCGGAUCGGGUUCGUCUUCGAGUUCGGGAGGGAGGCAGCAGAAUGGGCGGGCCUUUGGGAUUCGUCGUGGCCUGGAAAUCUGGAUCUUCCACUCUCCGUUCUACCUUGGUUUGUUACAUGCAUGGAUAGUUUACACCAUACGGCGAUUCAGACGCACAAAAAGAAUUUCUUCACAUACAUAAUGUAACAGUAUACUUUUCUUU
Molecule: messenger RNA, 3103 nt
Organism: Stereum hirsutum FP-91666 SS1
Lineage: Eukaryota; Fungi; Basidiomycota; Agaricomycetes; Russulales; Stereaceae
Product: kinase-like protein
Exons: 11
Coding region: 379-2208 (609 amino acids)
Biological process (GO): intracellular signal transduction; peptidyl-serine phosphorylation
Molecular function (GO): protein serine/threonine kinase activity; ATP binding
Source: RefSeq, a predicted model, not a curated record